Xyrauchen texanus (razorback sucker) is the source of this 7555-nucleotide messenger RNA. RefSeq names its product leucine-rich repeat-containing protein 38-like. The transcript has 2 exons. The coding region runs from base 639 to 1754 and encodes 371 amino acids. Gene Ontology annotation, molecular function: potassium channel activator activity; voltage-gated potassium channel activity; transmembrane transporter binding. Gene Ontology annotation, cellular component: voltage-gated potassium channel complex. The record is from RefSeq and is a predicted model, not a curated record. NCBI's taxonomy places the organism in Eukaryota, Metazoa, Chordata, Actinopteri, Cypriniformes, Catostomidae.
CCAGCAUGCUGAUAGACUUCCCUCGUACAACACGCUGCUCUCUAAUCUGCAUGCAGACAUCUUCAUUUUGGAUAUUUGGAUUUCUUUUACAAAAACGCGGCAUACAAUCUCUCAUCCGACACAGUUGUGUGUGUGUGUGUGUGUGUAUAUCACACGACAUGCAGGAGAGAGAGAAAAAAGGAUCAAAUGAGAGAGAGGAAAAGGAAACAGCUUGCCUGUGCAUUAUUCUCUGUGGGAUAUUGCCUCAUUAGGACCAUGACACCUCGGUUACAACGGCUCAAAAGUGCCAAGGGUCACGUUCACAGUCGCCAUGCAAGCACUCAUUCCUGCGUUCAGCUGAGAGACAAAUGGAGAGACGCAACAAUUUCACUCUUUGAUCAUGCCAGAACCGGUCUAUGCUGAAUUGUUAGACAAAGGCUGGAAGAGCCCCCUCCUCUUCCACGCUGCCAAUUUGUCCGUGCCUCUGAAUUUCCACUCAUUCUGCCUCUCCAGUCUGUGUUUACCUCCAUCUGCUGAAUUCUCCACCCCUUUCUCUCACUCUCUCAUGUUUCCUCGCUCCCUCCUACUGCUUCCUAUCUCUCCUCCCCUCGUGCCUUCAAAGCCAGCCGUCUGCUCGUCACUCCAGGGCAGCUUGCUACAUGAUCUUUUGGAAAACAGCUUCCCCGUCAUUCUCGUGCUGCUCCAUGCGCAAGCUUCUUUAUAAUUUCUUGCCCAGGACUGCAGGAUGUUUCUGUGCUGGCACUGAUUCCUCGAUUUCUCUUCUUGUUUUCCCCUUCCCCUCCCCUGUCCUGAUCUCCUGCCCUCUGACCCUCACCCCGCUAUCCUAUCCUAUUCCUUCCUGUACCUAUUCCUUCUCUUCUUUUCUUUCUCUCUUGACCAUGUUGCCAUGUGUCCACCGACUCCAGCCUGUCCUUGCCUUGCUGUCCUUUACUUUAUUGACUCAAGGGGAAAACUGUCCAGUCACCUGCCUGUGCCCAGACCCUCAUACGGUGGACUGUAGCGGGCGAGCACUUACCCGUCUUCCAGACGAGAUCCCCUUGGAUGUGCGAAGGCUGCUGCUGGCUGACAACUGGAUCCCUCGUAUUCCCUCGGACUUCCUAGUGCUCUACAGUGACCUGAUCUACCUUGACCUCCGUAACAACACGCUCUCCCACAUUGAGCCGGGCACCCUGAGCACAUCCUCCAGGCUGGUUUUCCUGGACCUCGGCUGCAACAACUUGACCGAGAUCCCCAAAGGGACUUUCGGAGAGACGAGGAGCCUAAUUAAGUUGCGCUUGGGCAACAACCCUUACUUGAGCAUGGUCAACGAAGAUGCUUUCAUGGGUCUUACAUCCUUGCGUGAACUAGAACUGGACCACAACGCCCUGUCUGGGCUUCAGGUGGGCACCCUGAGCCAGCUGCCCUCCCUUCGGGUGGUAAGGUUAGAGGGCAACCCAUGGGUGUGCAAUUGCAACUUUGCCAACCUGUUCACUUGGCUUGUGGAGAACAGUCACAAGCUUCCCAAUGGUAUUCAGGGUAUGGAGUGCUCUUUGCCCACCGAUGGACGUCGCGUGCCUCUCAGCCAGCUCUCCCAGGACAGUUUUCGGGAGUGCCAGAUCACACUCACCCUCACCGAUUUCCUCAUCAUCAUCUUCUCGGGCAUCUCCGUCUCUGUGGCUGCCAUCAUGGCCAGCUUCUUCCUGGCUUCCACUGUCCACUGUUUCCAGCGUUGGAGCAAGGGCACUAAAGGAGACGAGGAAGAGAGUGAGGAAUGAAUAGGGAGAUUGGAGCCAAUGACCUUCAGUCUGAUUUAAAGCUGCCAGUCCAUGACAGGAGGUAGCUAAGAGUUCAAUCAAACAGCAUGACUGACCAGACACCAGCUAGAACUCGACCUGAUUGAAGACAUGGACAUGGUUGAAGGCGAAAGAGACAGUCGUCCAAGAUCUGAAGCAAACGUUUCUCACUUGGAUAGACGCAUUAUAGCAACAGCGCUAUUAAUAUUACUGGUAUGGACAAAGUACCCCUGAAAUCUCUGGGUAUUUGGUAUGAAACCAAGCCUUAGUAUGGAUGUUAAAUGUUAAAGGGAAUUUUUAUACAGUCAUGUCCUCCGGUAGUUGUUGUGUUGUUGAAUAUUGUUGUCCAUAGAGUCUCUUCAUGUAGUCAAUAUAAAGCUAGCAAAAACUGUGCUACUUGUUGAUUGUGCCAAAUUAGCACAUGUAGACAGCAAUGGUUUGGUAAAGUACUGAGGAUUAUGAAAGGCAAUUUAGUUAGUUAUUAAGUCAAGUGUUGCAGAUAUACAUUUAUACAGCCAUGAAUAUGUGAUGGAAACCAUUUUUCUUGAAUUUUGCAAGGCUGCAAAACCAAAAAACGUGAGCUUAGAAAGAUCUCAGAAGGCAUUCGCUGAAAUUUAAAGAUCUAGAAUAGAGCUUGAUGUGAAGAAUCAUGUCAAAUACUGCACUUUAAAAUGCUUCUACCUGAGUUACGCUGGCCCUCAAACCACACGGUGGACUGGUUCCGCCCAGAUCUGCCAAAGAAUGAGGCACAGAGGGACUGUGAUUUGGAAUAUAGAUUUAUUUUUCUUUAAAGAAAGUAUGUGAUCUUAGCAAGAUUACAUUUAUUUAGUGUAAUUAUGGAACUCAAAUAUUUACCCUUAAUGUGACAUCUAAAGACAAUAUCUAUGAGAUAAAUAUAUUCUAUGAUUCUGCAAAUGUCAUUGUGUUACUCAUGUCUUAAUGGUAUAUUGGCGAAUGCAGUCAUACGUGGCCGUAAAGAUUAUUUAGACGCUUAAGCCACAAUUAAAACUGUCGUUGCGUUAAAUAGCAAAAUAUCAAUCCAAGUGGCAUUCAUUUUAAAGAAAGGUGGCACAGGCACAUACAGUAUUUCAAACAAAACUUUUCGCUAAACGGUUCUCAAACUUAAAGGAGUAUUCCGGCUUAAACACAAUCAACAGCAUUUGUGGCAUAGUGCUGAUAAACACACAACUCAUCUCUCGUUUAUUUAAAAAUCACGGUUCCAGUGAGGCCGUUACAAUGAAUGUGAAUGGGGCCAGAGCAAAAACAUACAAAUUCACAAUGUUUCAAAGUAAUAGCCAGACGAUGGAAACAUUAAAGGUGCAAUAUGUACUUUUUUGCCAAUGUGUGAACAGCUUGUAACGCAACUUAAAAAAUGAGCCCUUCCUGGACUUCCUAUGUAGCCUAUUAAAACUUGUAGACUGAUUUCAUGUUUGGGGAGCGGGUCGCUUUUGUUGGGAAAAUCCAAAGGAUGUGACAUUUAUGUGCCCUCCCGUGAGCCUUCCGCUCUACAACAGCGACAACAAACAUUCUGCAACACUAGGUAACGUUAACUUAUAGAUGGAAUCCAGCAAACGUCCGGCUCCCAGCACAACACCGACUGUUACUCAAAUUCCGAUAAAGCCAAGCUAGAGUGAACAUCGGCAGGGUAUUUGAUUCCUGGAGCGACCAUCGUUCGGUUUUUUGGAUCAAAACCAACCCUGAAUUGGCGUUCUUCUUAUUGGACAGGUAAGCUUACAUAAUUGCAAAGCAUGUAAAAUAUAGUGCCAUAAGGAUUGAUCUUUGUAAUUGUAGCUAACUUGAUCUUGCCUGCUAACACUGACGAAUUGCAAGCUACCUUGCUUCGUAACUUUCAAAUCAUUUCAAUGAUAAUGCCUAAAAGUGACUAAAAGUCAGGUUAAUGUCACUGUUAAUCUAUAAUUAUUCAGCAAGUUAAACUGCAAUAAUACAUUAAAUUAAUACUAGACAAUGUUCAAGAUAGCACCAUUCAUUAGUGUAACGUAACUUGUUUAUACAGAAAAUAUUUACAAUCUAUUAUUAUAAAACAAUAGUGCGUCAAUAUAUCAAAAUAACAGUUGUGAUGGAAUCACAUCAAUACUGAAUUGUGUCAACAUAUUUAUAAUGUACAGUCUAUUUUAUAAACAGCUACUGUCAUCAUCCACCAAAUUUAGCUAACAGCUAUUGAUAAAGCUGGCUAGCUAGCUAACGCCGACAUAGGCUAUUGUAUAAAUGCAGUCGAUGUAUCAUGCAAAGAAAAGUGAUUAAGUAAUCAAUCUACAGUCUCGUAUAGCCAGACCCAUAUCCACACAUUGUUUUAGCCCUGCUCCAGCACUGGAGAGUCAAAUGUAAUAUACAGUCUAAAAGUUUGUAGUAAAACAAUCAUAACUGUGUAAUUUUAAUUGUGCUGCCUCAUCUGUCAGCAUGAUGCCGGUGAAUCACGUUCAGUCUCUUUGUUUUGGUCAAUGCUCAUGUCCCUAUGGAGUAUGUGCGCGAGCACGACCAACAUGUAGCUGGCCGCAGUUCACUUAACGUCCACAGGUGUCACUAAUAACAAGGGUUUCUGAAUCUUACAUACUGCACCUUUAAACAUAUUAACAUGAUUUUGGUGAAAUUUCUGUUGUACUUCACUUCAGUGUGAUAAAAUUGCUUUUAGGGUUUACCAGUGUUGCGUUGUCAUGACAACGAAGAGAUAUUUGACAUAAUAUAACACUGAUAAGGUAAGUGAUUUUAUAACACUAAAAUCGUGUUAACAUGGAUAACAUUUACAUCUGAUGGCUUACCUUUGAAAUUAUGUAUAUUUUUUAUGUUUGUGUACUGGCCCCAUUCUUCUCCUGUACUGUAAAUGCCUUACUGUAAUCCCAAUUUCUUUCAAAAUAAUCGAGGGAAGAGUUUAAAAUAUUUUUUGUGAUUAUCAGUAUUAUGCCACAAAUGCUGUCGACUGAGCUCAAGUUCCUUAAGCAGGUUCUACUAUAAGAACUGGUUCUAAAAAUAAAGAAUAUACCUUUAAUGGAACAUUGAUGAUUUACACCUGUGGUUACUCUGCUAGGACACAUGUGUCAACUUGAGGGAAACUGAUUUCAUAUGUUCACUGAAAAGCACUUUAGGACCAGUUGGUUAAGUCAUCAGAAAAAUGGCUCAAAUAAGUUGGAAAAGUUUUGUUUUCUAAUGCAAAGUGUGGCUUAUUGGUCCAAAACUUUUUGGGGUCAUAAAAGUACAUUCUUGUGUCUUCAGAUUGGUGUCUAGUGUUAACAUACAGUAUAUAACUAAAUGGCAUACAUUUCCACUCAUAUUGUCAGUAUCAUCAGAUACAUAUUACAUUACAUGGAGAAAAUGGUUUUGGAUUGUCAGUAAAAGACAUUUGAUUGUUUGUAUUUUCCUUUAUAUUUAUACUAUAUGGCCAACAGUAUGUGGACACCCAAACACAAGGGCGUAGAUUUGUCUUCACUGAAAUUAAGGGACCUAGACAGACCUGUUAAUCAGAACGGGGUGUCCACAUACUUUUGGAAAAGUUGUGUAUAUUUAUCAGUUUUGUCUUCUUUAAUAUCUUUAUUUUCAGGUAUCUUUAUCAUGUCAUCAGAGUAAAAUGGAGAUAAUUUUCUAAGGGAUAGUUUAUUUAUGAAAAAUCUAUACAUAUUUUUCCCAAUUUUAAGAAUCAUUUAUAUCUUAAUAUUUGUAGAUAUAUUAGCAUCCCCUGGUCCCACCGUUGCUGUCCAUGAACAGAUGCUGUGGAUGUGCUAUUCUGAGAAUAUGAGCUAUUUUUUCCCCAGACUGGUAUCACAACUUCAUUUUUGCUGUGCAUGAAUUAUUGAUUGGAUCUGUGGAAUUAGGCAGACAGUGUGUUUGUCUUCGAAAAUAUUGGAGAUGAAAGAAAAAAAUCUUAUCGAUUUAUAUUUUUUAAUGAGAGCAUUUUUAAAUAAUUCUAUUCUGCUCACACACCUCAACUAUCUUAUUUUGUUGGAUGUAAGAAGCACGUCUGCAUAUUAAUGUAAAUGUUCCAGUGUCAGACAUGGUUGACCCAAAUGCACAAUCUAUUCUUUCAAAGCUAGACAGUACCAUCGCACACUUAAAAAUAUAUAUAUUUUAUGCCUAUUUAAAAAAAGAAAAAGAAAAAAAAUGUAUCCCCUUUUUCUCCCAAUUUGGAAUGCCCAAUUCCCACUACUUAGCGCAGUUACUCAUCUCAAUCCAGUUGGAGGAGGACAAGUCUUAGUUGCCUCCGCUUCAAUCCGUGCAUCUUAUCACGUGACUCGUUGUGCAUGACACCGCGGAGACUCCCAGCAUGUGGAGGCUCAUGUUAUUCUCCGCGAUCCACGCACAACUUACCACACGCCCCAAUGACAGCAAGAUCCACUAAUCGUGACCACGAGGAGGUUGCCCCAUGUGACUCUACCCUCACUAGCAACCAGGCCAAUUUGGUUGCUUAGGAGACCUGGGUGGAGACACUCAGUACACCCUGGAUUCGAACUCGCGACUCCAGGGGUGGUAGUCAGCGUCAAUACUCGCUGAGCUACCCUAUUUUAGCCUAUUUUUAAGAUUAACGCAAUUCAAUUACAUUUAAUUGUGUAAUGUUUAACUAUAUUAAGUGAAUUUAAAAUAUUUAUUUUUUUAGGAUUUAUUAAAGAUUAAUCAGUUAAAUAUGAAUUUUGUUAUGAAUUUGAAAUGCGUAAAUCUUUGAUUUAUUUGUUAUUAUUUUAUAUAUUUAAGUAUUUUAAAUAUAAUCAGCAAAUUUCCAACCUGCAGCUAUUUUUAAUUCAGUACAUUUGAGUUGUUUAGCUCUUUUCACAAUAUUGUUCUAUAAAGCAGAUUUAUUUGACAUAUUGUAUGAUUUGAGAUACAGUGGCCCCCAAAAUAUAGUUGGACAUUUUUAAGUAUACUUAAAAAUGCAUGAAUAUCAUUGCAUUGGACGAGAAAAUCUCAUUAAGACAAGCUUGGACUGUCACUUUAUCCAUUAAAAAUUACAUUAAGAACAGCUAGAUAAAAGUCCUUACAUAAAUUGGUUCAGAAAAGUGAAGUUAGUGCUGAGAAAAGACAAUGCUGUUUGUUUUGAUUGUUUAUCUACUCUAUGCAAUACAAUGCAUACAAAGUGUCCAAAUAUUUAUUUGCGCCGCUGUAUGUGUUCAAAUGUAUUGCUGUGUUCAACCUCCCAAAGAAAUCCAAUAUAUGGGUAUACAGUAAAUAUGUAUUUAUAAACACAUACAGGUACAUGGAUCAGUUGUGAGAUUGUGCAGAACAAUCCUUAUUUGCCAUGACAAAAUUUAGAGAGAAGCAGAGAAACAUUUAGCAUCAAAUAUGCAUAAUCUUCACACUUUCCUUGUGUCUACCAUAGAAGACUUGCUAUUCAGUGAUUUUAAGGGAGUAAAUCUGCAUAAUGCCUUUACUGUCUUGUAAGCAUCUUUGGGUUGGCAAAAUUGCACUGCCUGGUCCUUGGUUGAUCUUGGUUCUCCAAAUCAAAUAAUUGUUUCUGAAUUCAGUAUGUGUAUUGUUUGAAAAGAGCCCAGAGCUCCCAGCAUCAGUCAUAUCCUGGACCUGUGUCAUAACUGUCACACUGAGCAAUGUAGUAAAGACAUGUGUGUUGCACUAGGAUAAAAUGGAGUAGUAUGUUCAUUCUCAGUCUUAAUUGAACACUAUGUAUACCUAUUGAAAACCAACUACUAUGUAGUUACAGUAAACACAAAUAGAACAUAAUGAAAACGUUUUUUUUUUUCCUUUCCUGGAUGACCCAAAAACAACAGGAUUCAAUACUUUGUUUUUUUUAUUCCAUAUGGCAGUGCACUGUUGAUAAUAUCAUA